UGGUCACCUUGGCCAUGUCCCCCCUGUCUGACCAGCUCUGAUGAGUUUGGCAGCCUGGGCUGGGUGUGAGCUGUGCUGGAGGGACAGCCAGCCCCGCCGGCUGCAGCCCUGGGAGAGGAACGCUACAAAUCCAGGGUGUGGAUCUGGCAGCUCCAGUAACACCUCUGGGAGAUGCUGAGAUUAUAGCACAAAUUCAGGGAUGCUUGGCUCCCAACUGUGCAGCUUUGUGUGAGCCCAGGACAACCCCAACAGGGUGGCAGAAAGGCAUGUGCUGCAAAACAAAUCUGCAAAAUGGAGAUUUCAGUGGGGCUGGGGACUUCGUGCCUUCCAGGCAAACUCCCACUGCUCUGCAAGCAAAUUCUUCACACUGUUGCAUUCUGUGACAGACCUUUUUACUGAGGUUUCCCCCUUCUGUGAGUGGUGACCACUCAUUCCUCCCCGUGCCCCUCUUCUCCCAGGCUGAGUGAGGAUGGCUAACCCCGUGUUUGAAGGGAGCAAGGGCUACAGCCGAGCCCCCGAAGGGCUUCAGCUGAGCCCGUCCACUUGCCCUUGUGCUGACCCUCCCCUCCUCUCCCUCCUGCCCUCAGCAUGAAGCUCUCCUGCCUGCUGGGAGCUCUCCUUGUGCUGCUGUCCGGGAGCAGUGCGGGCACGGAGGCCUCAGCCGUGGAGCUGCGGACGUUCGUGGGCUGCGCCGUGAGGGAGUUCUCCUUCGUGGCCAGGAAACCGGGCUGCCGCGGCCUGCGCGUCACCACCGACGCCUGCUGGGGCCGCUGCCAGACCUGGGAGAAGCCGAUCCUGGAGCCGCCCUACAUCGAGUCCCACCACCGCAUCUGCACCUACAACGAGACCAGGAUGGUGACGGUGAAGCUGCCGCGCUGUGCCCCCGGCGUGGACCCCUUCUACACCUACCCGGUGGCCAUCCGCUGUGACUGCGACCUCUGCUCCACCGCCACCACCGAGUGUGAGACCUUCUGACCGCCCAGCUCAGCCCGGGAGGGGAUGAACCCUCCCCCAGCUCCACACCCCUGGUCCCUCCGGUGUUCUGGAGGGUGUGAACCUGCCCAGAAUCUGAUCUCGCCCUGCAAUGCUCCUAAUCACUGACUCUUCUGGGCAGGUGAGGCUUUAUCCCCUCUCCUCCUGCUGCUCAAAGUGUUAUUGCUGUAGAAACCCUCAGCCUUACAACAGCAAAUCCCGUGGUGAGAAGAAAUGCUGCAGUUUCCCUUCCUCGUGAGCUUUUCACUCUGUGUGACCUUUCUCCCUGCAAAAAGUGCACAUGGACAGAGCAGCCACUGGGCUGUGGAAACAUCCCACAAAGGCAUUGCCUGCUCCAUAACAGCCUGAUUCAUUUGGGGUUUAGCUUCUUUUCAGCUUCUUCCCAUUGUGCAUAACAUAAAUGCAGUUACCAACUUUUCCACCACCUCCCCUUCCCAGCCCCAUUAGUUAAUCUUACCCUGCAGUCAUUCAGGAAUAACAGUCAAAGAAAAAGGUCUCAAGGUUUCAAAUGAAAUGGAAAUAAGCAUUCAGAUCACUACCUUGAAAUUAGGGGGAAUGCAUACUCAGCCCUGACUCAGCCAAGGACUUAAGCUCAUGAUUAAGUGUUUUGCUUAAUAUCAGUGGACUUUUACAGUUAAGCAUGUAUUUCAUUGCUUUGCUUAAUUGGAGCCAUUUUGUUGGAAAAAAAAAAUCUCACGAGGGACAAUUCCUGAAAAAAAAAGAAAAAAAAUGAAAACACAUUAAAUGUGCAGAACCAUCUGCUUUUGUCCAGGGAUUGGGGGGGAAAUGGCUUCACGUGGAAUCAGUGAGACCCUGCAGAGCCCAAGGCAUCUCUCCUGACAAUUUCCAGAGUCAGAGGACCAAGUCAAAAUGCAAGGAUCAUGGUUGGGUUCCAGCGAGCCCCUGGCUGAGGGGGUGGGAAAGAGGGGGCUGAGGAAGGGUGUUCCCACAGUUCCCUGAGCUGCUCAGCUCCAGGGAGACCUGCUCCUCUGAGGGUGCACACAGAGCUGGGGGACAGCCAGGUGUGCUUGCAGGAAAGCUGUGGAGUGUCCAGUAAUGGUGGGUGAGACAAGUCCAGCACAGGAAAGAGAGCAGACGUUCCACAGGACACUUCACACCUCCUCACACCCACGCUUUACAAACUAGGGGGACACCUGGGGGCUGUGAGCCCCCUGUGACCACAGCCACACAAGAGCCUUUGUUCCCUGGUUCCCACCUGCAGGAGGACACACUCACAUUCAUCCCUCAUUUCUCCCGUGAGCAAAAUGGGAAAUUAAGUGAAAGGAAGAAGAUUUGCCAAGUGGGAGAGGCCCACAGGAGCUCACAAAGCAAAGACACCUUCUCAGAUAGCCAUUAGGAGAGAAUUGCUGCUCAGAGUAAUGCCUGCACCUGUCUCCCCCCACUCAGUGCCUUGUCUCCCGGAUGCAGUCACCUUCAUUUGCAGGGAUGCAUGCUUGAAACUUCCCCAGGUGUCCAGUCCACACU
This is a messenger RNA of Prinia subflava (tawny-flanked prinia), 2478 nucleotides long. It is a transcript of the gene GPHB5, whose product is annotated as glycoprotein hormone subunit beta 5. The record is from RefSeq and is a predicted model, not a curated record. Gene Ontology annotation, cellular component: extracellular region; cytoplasm. The transcript is spliced from 2 exons. The coding region runs from base 589 to 975 and encodes 128 amino acids. Gene Ontology annotation, molecular function: hormone activity. Lineage: Eukaryota; Metazoa; Chordata; Aves; Passeriformes; Cisticolidae. Gene Ontology annotation, biological process: G protein-coupled receptor signaling pathway; regulation of thyroid hormone receptor signaling pathway.